UCAAAUACAAUAACUAUGAGGCUAAUAAGAGGCCGUGCCAGUGUGACACACCUGGAGACCCUACUGCACCUGUUUGUAAAUCAGACAAACAACGAGGAUCUUUUGUGCCUUCUUGGAAACAAACAUUGUGCAACACAAGGAGACGCAACCGUAUAUAUAAACAAAGAGAAAGUGAACAUAACCACAUCUCAACUCUACCUGACCAUGGCAGUCUCAAACCUCUUCCUCCUGGUCAUAGCCCUCCUGAUUGGCACAGCUUGUUCCCUGAGAUGUUUCUCCUGCACUGCUCUGAGCAGAAAUGAAGACUGCAGAAACACGGAAACUUGUUCCUCGUCUACCGAUUACUGCAUGACUACUGUCGCUUCCGCUGGAAUAGGUUCCCUGAAAUACACGUCCAUCACUAAAACCUGUUCCCCUGCCUGUAAGGAGAGCAGUUUUGGGACUUCUGUGGGUUCUGGUUCAGUUUCAUGUUGCAGCUCCGAACUGUGCAACACGAGUGGUGCCAUUGGAAUAAAGUACAGUUACCCAGCCCUGGUUCUGUCCCUUGGAUUCUUUUUGCUUCUAAUAAGAAACUGAUCACUAUAAAACCCCCAGCACAUGGGGUGCAGAAUUUUAGCAUCCCAGAGCUGUGAGUUUUGAGUUCUUGAACAUUCCUCUGUAUGUCCUCUCUGGCAUUGGACAGAGGAGAGCAUGUGAUCCAAGAAGCAGUUCUUUUUUUCUCAUUAUGUGCUCUGUUCUGUCCAAUGACAGUAAGCGCUCACAGAGGAAAGCUC
Molecule: messenger RNA, 773 nt
Organism: Xenopus laevis (African clawed frog)
Lineage: Eukaryota; Metazoa; Chordata; Amphibia; Anura; Pipidae
Gene: ly6e.L
Product: lymphocyte antigen 6 family member E L homeolog
Exons: 3
Coding region: 16-576 (186 amino acids)
Source: RefSeq, a predicted model, not a curated record